AUCCCCCUGCGUCCUCUACCACCGUACCCACGUGUUUGGACGGGUCGCCUGCCAUGGAGCUGCCCGGGGCGCUGCCCAGCGCGGGCUGCUUGGCGCUCGCGGCGUUGCUGCGAGUGCAGCACGGGGCUCUACCUGCGGCAGGCAAGGUGCUGCUGGCGGCGGCGCCCUUUUUUCUGCUGCGGCUUCGGCGGGCUUUGCAGCGAAUCGCCGCGGCCAAGGGCAAGCACCCGGGCACGGCCGAGCAGCGGGCCCUAUGUUUCAACCCCUGGGUGGCCAAGGAGGAUUUCGAAGAGCGCUUCAUAGGCAAGGAGGAUCUGCAGGCGGAAGACUUUGACUUCGUGGUGGUGGGCGCCGGCUCCGCGGGCUGCGCCUGCGCGGCCCGCCUGGCGAAGGCCAACUUCUCAGUGCUGCUGCUGGAAGCGGGCGGCGAGGCACAGCGUAGCUACCCGGUGCAAACUCCACGCAAGAUGUGGGGCCUUUGGCAGUCUGAGGUGGACUGGGGCUUCCGCUCAGAGCCCCAGGAGUCUCUGUUGCCCAAGGGCCGGAGGGUGGACAUGGAGCGGGGGAAGACGCUGGGAGGCUGCUCCGCCAUCAACUACAACAUGUGGGUCCGUGGUGCUCCGGAGGAUUUCGACCGCUGGGAGAAGGAGUGCGGCUGUGAGGGCUGGGGCUUUGCAGAUGUCCUUCCACACUUCAAGGCCAUCGAGCGGAUGGAGAGCAGUCAUGACAAGGCCUACGAAUCGAAGUAUCGCGGGGACCAGGGCCCGGUGUCUGUGGCCACCCUGCAUCCACCCAUGCCGGAGGUGGCCGACUUCCUAAGGGCCUGCGAGGAGACCGGGGACGCAGUGAAUGAGGACCACAACGCUUCGCGCCUUCCCGGCGCCUGCCCGGUGCAGUUCAACACCAACGGACCGGCCGGCGGACGAGAGGACUGCUUCAGCGCCUUCAUAGAGCCGCUGCUCAGGUGGUAUCCCAAGCUACGUGUCGCCAGUGAGACCUACUGCCGCAAGUUGCUCUUGGACUCUUCCCCGCAGGUGCGCGCCACAGGCGUGGAGCUGGAGCUGCGCGGAGGGGAGAUCAUCCAGGUGAAGUGCAGGCGAGAGGUCAUCCUAUGCGCUGGGGCGCUGAACACCCCACAGCUACUGAUGCUCAGCGGAGUGGGCCCUCCAGAGCACUUGAAGACUCACGGCAUCGGGUGUGUGGUGCCCUCGCCCCAGGUGGGCCAAAACCUGCAGGAUCAUCCCUUGUGUGCCGCCGUGCUGCUGGGCCAGAACAUGGCGCCGGAGAGUGCGAUGGUGCAGAACACUUCGGGCCUCAACGGCCAACUCUUCUGGCAGUCGGAGACUGACAAGCAACGAGAGCAAAAGCUGGGCCAUCCCUUGGGCGCUGACAUCCAGAUCAUUUUCCUGAACCGCCUGGAUUCCAGCUUGGCGGCCAAGGUGGUCCUGACUCUGGCCAACUCCCUCUUCGAGAAGUUCACUCCGGACUAUCGGUCCGACUUCAAGGUGACGACCUCGUUGCUCAAGGGCCUGGUGGAUCGAUUGUUGCCGUCGGAGGCGCUGAGGGAUUCCAUCAGGAACAGGCUGUUUAGCCUUACGAUGCUGAACAACCACUGCCAGAGCCGGGGCUCGCUGUGGCUGAAGAGCCGCGACCCCCACGAGCUGCCGGCGGUGGACCCCAGAUGGCUCUCGCACCCGGAGGACGUGGCGGCCUUCGUGGAGGCCUACCGAAGGAUGAGGAAGAUCAUGACGCAUCCGGCCAUGACGAAGCACUUCAGCCCCGAGGGCGUGAAGCCGCUCCCUGAGGGCGACGCCCCCUUCGAGGUGAUAGCCAGCUUUGUGCGGGAGAACUCUCAGACCACCUGGCACUACUCCUGCACUACUCGCAUGGGUCCGGUCGGGGACCCCGCGGCAGUGUGCGAUCCCAAGGCACGAGUACAAGGAGUUGCCAACCUGCGAGUCGCCGACGCUGGGCUCAUGCCCAUUGUGGUGAGCGGAAACACCAACGCCGCCUGCAUCAUGAUCGGCGACAAGGUGGGGCACAUGGUGGCGGAGGAGCACCGGGCUGCAGCGAGUGCCAGUGCAGGGGUGCGAUCCUCCCUUUGAGGCCCUGGAGAACAGCUUCCAACUCAUGAAACUAGAGUGUAUCUUCUUUUGCAGUUGAAACUUGGGCUGAAACCACUGGGCUCAACAUGGCUGCCAGAUUUGAUGAGAAAUCACGCGAGCGCGAACAGCGUGUCCAUUCAGCAUAGAGCUGACAACUAGAGAAAUGGGAGCGGUAUGAGUUUCUUGACAAGCCCAGCCGUUGCAGAUUGAUGACUGCUGGCCCAUUUCAACCUUUGAACUUCUGUGCUGGUCCCUUGACCAGCUUCGAAGCGGCCAGCGCUUGCCAACCAUUUGGCAUGGCUUAUCGCGUCGGUUCCAGAUGUUCCGUGUGAUGGCGGAAAAUCUGCCUGGCGCGAUCAGUUUGAGAAACCCCGGAGGCAACACCAGAGGAGUGGGAGGCGG
Effrenium voratum is the source of this 2507-nucleotide messenger RNA. NCBI's taxonomy places the organism in Eukaryota, Dinophyceae, Suessiales, Symbiodiniaceae. The record is from the annotation of a GenBank genome assembly.